Magallana angulata is the source of this 687-nucleotide messenger RNA. RefSeq lists its product as uncharacterized. The record is from RefSeq and is a predicted model, not a curated record. The transcript has 6 exons. NCBI's taxonomy places the organism in Eukaryota, Metazoa, Mollusca, Bivalvia, Ostreida, Ostreidae. Bases 121 to 603 code for a protein of 160 amino acids.
AUGAAGCGACGCCCCCUAAAUAAACACGACACCUCUAUGGAGACAGAGAUAUCUCGCUCACCGAAGGAAUGGAGAACGAGGAACCGAUAACUUCCGGGUCCUUGUAGGUGUGACACAGAGAUGGCGUUCUCUAUUAUUGUGGCUGCUGUUGCUGUCAUUCUGUUGAUAUUGCUGGUAGGAGUUGCUGUAACGGUAUUGUGGUGUUGCUGCAGAAAAAGAGUCCCCAAACACAAGAACCGUGAGGUACAGAGUGGAGUGAAUGCGGAAGAAAACCAAUACGAAACCCUUUCUGACGUCACUUCCGUGUCAAAAUCAGAAAAUUCGGGAUACCUGUACUUAAACUCCAUCGCAAGUGAUUACAAAAAAACGUCAGCAGAAACUCAGAUAGAGAAACUGUCUACCAACAACAACAAACAGAAGAAGGUCUUGGUCACCAAGACAACAGUGACCACAGAACUAAGCGUGGUUGAUCUCCCGGAAGGAGUUUCUGUGGAGACCGGGGAACUUCCGGUCAACUAUACACAGUCCGGAUACCUGAUUCCCGUCAGUGACGACAUCAAAUCCAGUAAAAGUUCACAGUCGUUAAAAUCGUACACUAAUUAAAUAAUACAAUAAAGUGGACUUAGAUUGAUAUGAUGAAAAGAUAUAGUUGAAUAAAUGUGUCCGAAAAUAACUUAAUUUAAAACA